GGGAAAGAACCCUCCUCAGUUUAGCAGCAACUGGACACAUAAGCACUUCAGCAUCUCUCUGGGACUGUAUCAGACAAUAGGGGUAUCAUGGCGUGGAAAUAUUGCAUCAUCGGAAUUUUCUGUUUUCUUGCUAUACCCUCAAUUUCUGGUCAGUGUCCAGAUGAGUGUAAAUGUGUAAGACCAGGACAAGUAGAAUGUUCUGGAUCAGAUGUCUUGGAAAUUCCUACAUCUAUUCCUCCAAAUAUCAGAAGCCUCCUGAUAAUCAACACAGAGGUUACAGAACUUCAAGAUGGUAUUUUAGAAAACAUGACCGCAUUGCUGAUUCUCAGGAUUGAAAAAAGUGAAUUGUCCACAUUAGGAUCCAAAGCACUCUCCAACUUGAUUUCCCUUCGUUAUCUGAGUUUGCUCAACAAUAGACUGCAAGAGAUACCUGAAUCUCUAUUUGAAGACCUAACAAAAUUAGAAACCCUAAUUUUGGCAAACAACCAAAUUAGCCAGCUUCCUCGUUUGCUGUUUGCUCCUCUAAUUAGUUUGAAAGAACUUCAGUUGCAGGGGAAUAACUUGAGAUCGUUACCCAGUGGAGUUUUUGAUCAGAUGUUUGGACUUGCUAAACUAAAUGUUGCUAAAAACUAUCUUGAACAUCUACCUUCAAAUAUUUUUGAUAAAGCCACUAACCUUCAGACUCUAAGACUGUAUGAAAACUACCUCAAGGACAUUCCAGAUGGAUUAUUGAAUAACCUAAGCAAUCUUCAAGAGGUGGCAUUACACAGCAACUACAUCAGUCAACUACCAGCCGAUACAUUCUCCAACAACCCAAAUUUACAAAAAAUAUUCAUAUCAAAUAACAAGCUUGUCUCAUUGCCCCAGAGCCUUUUAAUGAACUUACCAGAGCUCUCCAAGCUUACACUGCAUGGAAAUGCUAUAAAAGAAAUCACAACUGGAGUAUUUGGGCCACUGCCCAAAUUAAAGGAACUUUGGUUAUAUGACAACAAACUUGAAAGACUUGGAGAUUAUGUGUUUAUGAACCUAACUAACACCCAGAUACUCAUUCUAAGCAGGAAUAAAAUCCAGUUCAUCUCCAGUGAUGCUUUCUAUGGAUUAGAUGAUCUCCUAGAAUUGUCUUUGCAUACAAAUGCCUUAACAACUUUGGAACAAGAUGUAUUACGGAGUCUACCUAAGCUACAGACAAUUUCCCUUCAUACCAAUAAAAUCGAGCAUCUGCCUGCAGGUCUGUUUGCAGAUUUGUACAAUUUAGCGACAAUCCAACUGCAAAACAACUCACUGGAAAAUCUCCCAGAGGGUAUUUUUGAUUCUCUGGAAAACUUGAAUGAAGUCAAGCUCUUCUACAACCCAUGGAGGUGUGACAACAAGCUCCGUCCCUUCCAGAAGUGGGUAUCCCAAUACAAGCACAAAGUUGGAAACAACAGUCAGCUAGUUUGUACCAACCCACCUUUCAAGGAUAUGCUGCUUUCUGAUUUAGAUGAACAUCAACUAGAGAUGUCAACUACAGGUGCAGAUAUGAUUCAUUCCACUGUUAUUACGGACAUAAGCACCACCAUCAAUGAAUUUCCAUUUACUUCCCAAACACCUAAAAAGGUUGAUACCACUUUAAAGUUUAUAGAUGUAACACCAACUGCAGAUGAUAACUUCAUAGAACCAACCAGCAUGCUGUAUGAUGAUGAAUUUGAAGAAGAGCGUGGUGGAAACAGCCUAAUAGUUGUUGUGAUUAUAGUCAUAGUUUUGGUUUGCCUAGCUCUCAUAUGCACUGUUAUCACCUGCGUAGUGUACAACAGGAGGAAGAAGAGCCAAGUAGAGCUUAUGAGAAUGAAACAGCAGAAUGAAGCCUGAGGGCCUGGACUACUUGACAAAUUACAUAACAAUCUUUUACUCCAACUUAGACAAGCAGUCACGCUUGUUAGACAUGUGUCAAGACAGAGUCACAUACUUGUGCCCUUAUGUAAAACUUUAAGAGUUUUCAAAUAUUGUUAUCUAAGUGUGGCUCAGUUUAAAUGUGCCCUUUAGUUUGCCUUAUUUUUGCAAUUUACUGUUGGAGAAAAAAAGCAAUAUAUGAAGACAAAAUCCAGAGCCAGAUUACCCAUAAGGUGGCAUAAGUGGCUGCCUAGGGCCCAGGCCAAGACAGGGGGCCCUAGUGGGCCCCUGUCUUGGCCUGGGACUCCGUCUCUGUAUGUGUGGGGACUAUCUCUGAGCCGGCAGGGAGAUCAACAGAUCUCUUUGUGUGUCUCUGUCCCCGUCAGCAAAGAGUGACCCAUUUCCUUUCUGUGUGGCACUAUUAGGAGGAAGUGAUGUCAGCUCACUUCCCGCUGGCACGAGAAGUCAUCUGCAGGAGAGGGAAGAGAAAGCCCUGCUGCACUACCUUCAGUCUAAAGCAGCUCACUGGACCACAGGGAAGCCACUCUCCUCCAGCACAAAUGUAGGAAAAGAUUAGAGAAACUAAAACAAAAUUCAAUGUGUGUGUGUGUGUGUGUAUGUGUGUGCCAGUCCUUAUAUCUAUGUGACAGUGUGUAUGGCAGCAUGAAUGUGUGUUGUCUAUGUAUGUGUAUCAUAAUGAUCUGUGUGUGUGUGUGUGUGUUGCAGUGUGUAUCUUUGAGAGGUAUUUAAUAUAUGUUUUUUAUAUAUGUGUGGCAGUGUGUCUGUGUGUGUGGCACAGUGUAUCUGUUUUAAUAUGUGUUUGUAAUGGUGGAUCUGUAAGUGUUUCUGUAUGAGUG
This is a messenger RNA of Pelobates fuscus (common spadefoot toad), 2726 nucleotides long. RefSeq names its product leucine-rich repeat-containing protein 15-like. The coding region runs from base 88 to 1848 and encodes 586 amino acids. Gene Ontology annotation, molecular function: protein binding. The record is from RefSeq and is a predicted model, not a curated record. NCBI's taxonomy places the organism in Eukaryota, Metazoa, Chordata, Amphibia, Anura, Pelobatidae. The transcript has 2 exons. Gene Ontology annotation, cellular component: extracellular matrix.